UGACAAUGUGGAUGAGAGUGUGGAGAUGGAAUGAGAGAGAGAGUGGAAAGUAAAAGGGAGAGAGGAAGAAGAGUGCGUAGAGAGCGAGAGAGAGAGAGAGGGCGAGAGAGAGAAGUAGAAACUUUUCAAAGAAUGACAGCCAGUAUAGUUGAGAGGGAGCAUGGACCCAAGGUGACUCUAUAGGGAACUGAUGCACUGCAGGCAGUUACUUACACAACUUUUACAAGGGGAAUUUAGUGAGCUUUGAGAGAAAAGAAGAAGAGACAGAUAAGAGAAGAAGAGCAAAAAAGGACAGAGAAAAAAUAAAUAAGGAAAAAUAGAAGGAAAAUGAGAACGUAGCCAUUUGAAGAUACAAGAAAGACACAAGAAACAAAGGCCUGUCAUCGUAUCACCAAAGAAAACACAAAACCUCAUUUUGAAAACAAAUUGAUUUGAUUCGCUUUUGAGUAUCCAUCAUGGGAGAUCGACAUCACCACCAUCCUGGGGGUGGUAGGCCUGUCUACACCCUCCUACUCAGCAUAGGUCUGGCCUUGCUGGCCCUGUUGUCUGAGGCCCAGGGCCGUAUGGAUAGAGCCAAGACAGAAGAGGAGAGUGGAGCAGGGCUGCUGAGGAGGGUGAAGAGAGGCUGGGUAUGGAACCAGUUCUUUGUGCUGGAGGAGUACACUGGACUGGAGCCACUGUACAUAGGAAAGCUCCACUCAGACAUGGACCUAGGGGACGGCUCCAUCAAGUACAUCCUGUCAGGCGAUGGUGCGGGCACCACCUUCACCAUUGACGACAGUACAGGUGACAUCCAUGCUAUCAAGAGGCUGGACCGUGAGGUGCAGGCCCAGUACCUUCUGCGAGCCCAGGCCUGGAACAGACAAACAGACCGACCCCUGGAGCCUGAGUCUGAGUUUAUCGUCAAAAUCCAGGACAUCAAUGAUAAUGAACCAAAGUUCCUGGAAGGGCCCUACCAGGCCACCAUACCUGAGAUGUCAACCAUCGGCACUGAGGUGAUUCAGAUGACAGCCACAGAUGCAGAUGACCCUACGUAUGGUAACAGUGCCAGGGUGGUCUACAGCAUCCUACAGGGACAGCCAUACUUCUCUGUAGAGCCUAAGACUGGUGUGGUGCGUGUGUCUCUGGCGGGCAUGGACCGCGAGGUCAGGGAGAACUACUCUGUCAUCAUCCAGGCCAAGGACAUGGGAGGCCAGCUAGGGGGUCUGGCCGGAACCACAGUGGUUAACAUCACCCUCAGUGACGUCAAUGAUAACCCACCCAUGUUUGAUCAGAAGCUGUACCAGAUGAGUGUUCCAGAGUCGGCUCCGGUGUCAUCUGUUGUGGGUCGUAUCCGGGCGAAGGACCGUGACAUUGGCAUCAAUGCAGAGAUGAGGUACAGCAUAAUCGACGGAGACGGGAGGGACACCUUCGACAUCAACACAGACCCAACCAACCUGUUUGGCAUCAUCACCAUCAAAAAGCCUCUGAACUUUGAGACCAAGGCGAGCUACACGCUGAAGAUCGAAGGAGCCAACACACACGUUGACCACCGUUUUCCGGACAAGGGCCCGUUCAACCAUGUCACCAUCGUUCACGUCAGCGUAGAGGAUGUGGACGAGCCCCCAGAGUUUAGCUCGGCUGCCUACUACAUAGCGGUCCCUGAGGACACAGAGAUCAGCACAAUGUUUAUGAUGGUCUCCGCUAGAGACCCCGAUGCUGCCAACACCUCCAUCAGGUAUUCCAUAGAGAGGAACACUGACCUGGGGAAAUACUUCUACAUUGACAUCACUUCCGGGGCAUUGAUGACAGUGCUUCCUUUGGACAGAGAGGAGUUUUCCUGGCAUAACAUCACCGUCCUGGCCAUGGAGAUGAAUAACCCCAGGAUGAUCGGGAGUGUGUCUGUCGCCGUGAAGAUUCUGGACGUGAAUGAUAACCCUCCGUUGCUGACACAGUACUUUGAAGCCUUUGUCUGUGAGAGUGCCAAUGCCGGACAGCUGAUUCAGACAGUGACGGCAGUAGACGCAGAUGAUCCUCUGGGAGGUCAUCACUUCUACUACAGCCUGGCCUUAGAGGCAGCUAAUAACCCCAACUUCACCCUUAGAGACAACCAAGACAACACAGCAUGGAUCCUGACGCGUCGCGGGGGCUGGUCUCAGCAGGAUCAGUCAGUCUACUACCUUCCUAUCUUCAUCUCAGAUGGAGAGCAGCCAGUCCAGACCAGCACCAGCACCCUGACCAUCCGUGUGUGUAGCUGCGAUGUGGAGGGCAACGUUAUGUCCUGUAAUGCUGAGGCCUACCACCUCCCGGCUAGUCUGAGCAUAGGGGCGCUCAUCGCCAUACUGGCAUGUAUCUUUGUCCUGCUCGUGAUGGUCCUGCUCAUGUUGUCCCUCCAGAGCCACCAUAAGAAGCCCUACCUGCACGAUGAGGAAGACAAUGUCCACGAGAACAUUGUCCGCUACGAUGACGAGGGGGGCGGAGAAGAGGACACCGAGGCCUUCGACAUCGCUGCCAUGUGGAACCCACGCGAGGCCCACCUAGUGGGGAAGCAACGUCAGGACAUGCUGCCUGAGAUUGAGAGCCUGUCGCGUUACGUUCCCUUAGCAUCAGUAGGUGGGCCGGGUUGUGGUGGUGGAGACAGCAACGUCCAGGGGUAUGUGCUAGCCAAGCUCCUGGAGACGGAUCUGAACCCCUGCGCCCCGCCUUACGACUCCCUGCAGACGUACGCCUACGAGGGGGAGGGAUCGGUGGCCGAGUCCCUGAGCUCGCUGCAGUCUGGGUGCUCCAAUACUGAUCAUGAGUAUGACUAUCUCAAUGACUGGGGGCCCAGAUUUAAGAAACUGGCAGAGAUGUAUGGGGUUCUAGAGACGAACAACCCUCCCAUGUGGUAGAGGGGAGGAUGGAACGAGAGACUCCCCCCUACAUACACACACCUUAGAGAAAGAGUGGAAACAGAGUCAUAGAGAGACAAUGACUGAAACAGUGACAAACACAGAGGCUGAAACAGAGAGAUAGACACAGGACUAGAGAGAGAGAAAGAGAGUUUGAAAGGUGUGCUCGUCAUAUAACUGUAGCACUUGCGAAUGCACAGCUAAGCAUCGCCUGUUCUCCACAGUUUGAGCCGUGUAGCUUCCUAGCUACCAUCACAAUCCCUCCCCAUCCACAUGAAGAGUCUUUAGAGGAGCCUGGACUGACUGACUGACAGACAGCUAGCACAACGAGACCCUCAAAGCAAAGGGCUUCAAAGCACACGUUAGUUAACUCCUGUGGCCAACCCAGGCCCUAGCCACAGGCGCCAGCAGCUCUUUGGUUCAAAGGGUUCGAUUCCCCUCAGAAGAACACAAGAUAGGGGAGCGAAGGGCAAAUGUGAAACUCAGAAUACAUUACCUGCCGAUACUACAUGUAUGAGGAGACAAACAAACUCUGAAACGCUGACUUAUUUUGGCAGUUUGUUUUGCCGAUUUUAAAAAUAAAAAAUAAACGUUUUUUUUUCUCUUCUUUUGGUCAAGCUUUAGUUUAAAAAAAUUCUAAGCCACUAUGUGACUAUUUUUUUUAAGGUAAAUGAUUUGAUGAAAAGUUUUUUGUUAUUGUUGCAGCCAUUUUGAUUUGAGAACUGCUAUUUAUUCCCAGUAGCUCCAUUAUGUGACCGUAUCUUACUAAUUAAUUAUUUUAAUAUGCUGUCCUUAUAUUUAGUAUAACUUAUUUUUUAGGAUCCAAACAAACACUGGACUUGUGUUAGAUGUUAUCUCAAGGUUGUGAGAUCGGCAUAAAAUAUGUUCAAAUUUGUUCGAGCGUAACAUAAAUAUUUCAAUGGCGUCUAAUUGCAUUUCUGUUGUGUGUGUUUCUGUGUCUUGUUUCAGACAGAGUAAGGGAGAUGUAAACUCAGUAAUCCUGUUUGGAUUUAAAGUUAAUUUGUUUAAUGUGUCAAUCCAUAUUUUGUUAGUAUGAACACUUUGUUGUUUUGCUGCUGGUUAGGAGCAUGAAGCAUGAUCAUGCAUUCACCGGGAUAUUCUGUGUGUCCCAAAUGGUAUGAUAUUUCCUACAUGGGCCCUGGUCAAAAAUGGUGCACUAUUUCUCAUAUUUAACUAGGCAAGUCAGUUAAGAACAAAUUCUCAUUUACAAUGACGGCCCUUGCCAAACCCUCCCCUAACCUGGAUGACACUAGGCCAAUUGUGUGCCGCCCUAUGGGACUCCUGAUCACGAACGGUUGUGAUACAGCCCGGGAUUGAACCCGGGCCUGUAGUGACGCCUCUAGACCGCUGCACCACACGGGAGGCCCACUAUAUAGGAAAUCGGGUUCCAUUUGUGAUGCAGGAACAAUCUUAAGCUCUUGUUUUGAGAUAUACUGUCCAUGAUACCACAGCAGGACUGGGGGACAUUACAGUAACUGAUUUGAUGAUGCUAAGUUACCAUCAACUUCUCAGUCAACAUCACAAACAUACCUGGAUGAACACAAACAGGAGAUUUAUGAAAUAACCAUUUCAUCAGGGUAUCAGCCAUGAACAGCAGUGGAAAUGGGGGGGAAGGGGUCUGAGACCAAAACAACAGAGUUGAUGGUUCAUCUGUCCUUUUGGAGAAACCAAAUUGUCUACUCCUCCACAUUUUGUGGCUUAAUCUCAACCCUCACAUUCCGACCAGUGGACUUUGAUAACUUUGAUAAUCUGCUUCUUUAUGUGCCAAAUGUAAAGAAGAAGUUUUAAAAAAUACUUCAGAACGCCAAAAAGAAAAAAAACGAGUGAAAUUAUUUUUUGAUCAUUUCUGAUUGGGUGGAAUCUACUUGAAAUAUGUGUGGUGUCAGUUAUGCUACAGUAUGUGGUAUUUGAAUGUAAAUGUGUUUUGUAUACUUGGUAAUAAAAUACAAAAAUAAAACCUUCUGUGGUCGACAUUCGCAGAGAUUGUGUAUUCAUGGUAAACACUGCCGAUGCUGGCUGAAGUGAAAAUUACCCUUUAAAUGUUAAGCACUGUGUACUUGAUUGAUUCCCGGGUUUUGAGUGCUAAAUAAAGUUUUUUCGUUACUUUUAUGCCUUUUAGGUAUUUUGGCAUUAAUUGGGGGAGCUUGCUGCAAGCAAGAACAACUUUAGAUGUCCAACAUACUUAUUAGUCUCCUUCUGCUGCCCCCUGUAGAGCCAAACUGUAAAUGCAACCAACAUCAAAAUAACUUUAAAACAUGCAGGCUGACUGACUUCAGGUUGAUAAAAAAAAGUUUGAUACUUUUCAAACUACAACCACUUUUGUGUCAAACCCAAUGCAUUUUAAUGUCAAUAGAAAAAUUCUGGUCACUACUAGUCUUCCACCAUUUAAGAUAGUGUCACGACUUCCAACCAAGUCGGUUCCUCUCCUUUUUCGGUCGGAGUCACCGGUCUUCUAGCCAUCGUCGAUCCACUUUUCAUUCUCCAUUUGUUUUGUCUUGUUUUCCUACACACCUGUUUUUCAUUUCCCUCAUUAAUUGUUGUGUAUUUAACCCUCUGUUCCCCCCAUGUCUUUGUGUGGAAUUGUUUGCUGUAAGUGCUUGUGCACAUGUUGACUGGUGCGUGACGGGUUUUGUACCCAAGUUUUGUUAUUCUUUAUGCCGUUGAUUUUGCAAUUAAACUG
Messenger RNA from Oncorhynchus keta (chum salmon), 5571 nucleotides. RefSeq names its product cadherin-20-like. The transcript has 12 exons. Gene Ontology annotation, biological process: adherens junction organization; multicellular organism development; cell-cell junction assembly. Bases 456 to 2870 code for a protein of 804 amino acids. Gene Ontology annotation, cellular component: plasma membrane; adherens junction; catenin complex. NCBI's taxonomy places the organism in Eukaryota, Metazoa, Chordata, Actinopteri, Salmoniformes, Salmonidae. Gene Ontology annotation, molecular function: calcium ion binding; cadherin binding. The record is from RefSeq and is a predicted model, not a curated record.